Epinephelus fuscoguttatus (brown-marbled grouper) is the source of this 2364-nucleotide messenger RNA. It is a transcript of the gene poc5, whose product is annotated as POC5 centriolar protein homolog (Chlamydomonas). The transcript has 13 exons. Bases 121 to 1851 code for a protein of 576 amino acids. The record is from RefSeq and is a predicted model, not a curated record. Gene Ontology annotation, cellular component: centrosome. Lineage: Eukaryota; Metazoa; Chordata; Actinopteri; Perciformes; Serranidae.
GUUGGUUUGAAACGGCAGAGCAAGCGUUUUCUAACUGACGGAAUAACUCGGGAAACAGAAGUGUGGCAGACUACAUAGAAAUAAAAAACAGGUGAAUAUUUACAUCUAUUAUCAGUGAAGAUGUCCUCAGACGAAGAGGAGCUGACCAGUCCUGUUAUGCCCAAGGACUCUGAUGCUGGCAGCUCUGUUUCCUCUGAGCUUCAGGAUGAGUAUGAGGAGCUCCUCCGCUAUGCGGUGGUCGCCCCUAAGCUUGACAGACUCACCAGUGCUCACUUGCACCAACUGAGCACCUCCCAUCUGUCUGCAGAGGGUCGGAGUUCCCAGAGAAAAGAUGACACAAAAUCACUGCGCCCAGCAGAUGCUGCCACUGAAGCUAGAGAUGGGAGGCAUUCUAGCAGGAGUGUAAGAUCAUCACAGGUUUCCCCCUUGAUUGUUGAGCCCCCCACACACUCAAGAGCCUCUCAUGAGGAGAUGCUAGGUCGGGCUUCUAGCAGGGCGUCAGUGGCCUCAAACACUCCCUCAGACAGGUUACAGACGUUGUCUGAGAGGUCUAGGCCAAACAGCCCAAACCCCCCCGAGUCCACUGUGACAGAGAUGUUUAUCUCGGAGGAGAACAUCAGCAAGAUGGAGAACAUUCUGGACACAUGGAGCAACAACCUGAAGUCAAAUGUGCUGACGGAGCUCAGGAAGUGGAAGCUGGCCUUCAUGGAGCAACACAAGCUGCAGAUGAGGAAAGAGAGGGAGAGGCAUGAAGCCCGGACAGCUGGCCUGAGGUCAGAGAUAGACAGCCUGAAGGAGCUGCUACACACCUACGAGACUUCCAACCAGAGAAAAGAUGAGGUAAUCGUGAACUUGAGCCAGGUGGUGGACAGACACAAAGAAAAGCAGGAAAAAAUGAGGGCCUUCACCCACUGGAGACUCAAGCACACUGAGGCCAAAGAGGAGGCUCAUGCCACUCAGGUGGCGCGGCAGCACUACAAUUUGCAGCUCAAGAAGAAGGUGUGGUUAGGCUGGCAGUCUCUGAUCCAGAAACACUGGAAGGUCAAGGUGGAGCGGGCUUGCCGUGCGAGGGCUGAGGAGGUCUGCACCCACCUGUCUGCAGAGUAUGAGGCCAAGCUGGCAGAGCACUGUGAGGCUUUAGAGAAGGCCCAGGCAGAGAUUCACAGACUGCGACUGGAGCGAGAGCGCUAUGAAGAAUCAAUGAAGAAAGCCUUCAUGAGGGGCGUGUGUGCUCUCAACAUGGAGGCUCUCGGCAUGUUCCACACCACAGAGGGACGGUCGGAGCAACCUCAAGUACAUGAUCAGCAUGAUAUUCUUCCUCCCCAGGAAGAACCUGUCUCUGCUUCAUUGGCUCAUCUUCAGCCAUAUCCCAUCUCUUCAGCACGGUUCAGCCCAGUACACUUUGACCGCCCGGAAGCUUUCCACAGCGAAGUAGAGGAUAUGAUGGGCUCUGGUGCCCCCGUGUCCAGGACAGAAGUGAUCCCUCCCACCACAGUGGUACACAGCUCCCUCUCACAUGGGGGCACUGCAAGCUCCCACAAACAGGUGAGCGGUCGUGUCAUCACAGCCGGUCAACAAAAACCCUCAAAGACUGUAACUGCUCGUAUCACUGCACGUAGUGACAUUGGCAAGACUGCACGCAGCAACCUCCAGGUGAUGGGUGUGGCUCCGCCCAUGAGCUCUGUGAUAGUUGAACGCCAUCAUCCUGUUACACAGCUCACCAUCGGUCAAGCUACGGCUUCUAAGUUCCCUCGCUCCUCACAACAGGGCCAAAGCUCCAGCGGAGGCAGAAGCACGUCCAGAACACACACCAGCACGUGCCAUGUACACUCUAUCAAAGUAGUUGACUGACCACACACGCAUAUCUCACAAAAAGUGUUGCUCACCUUGUCUAGAUUUAAAAUGUAACACAUCCUAUGCAACAAUCUUAGCAAUAGUUCUCUUGGCGUUAGUUUAAAGUCCAUUUUAUUUUGAUAUCUUGGCUUGAACUUGCCCUUGCUCUCUGCAAUUGAAGUGAAGAUUGUAUUUUUCCAGCUUUCUUUCAUGAAUGUGCACGAUUUCUUGAGCAAUCAGAUUUCUCUCAGGAAAGCGCUACACAGAUACAGGUGUGUAGAACUGCACAUGUAAAUGUUUUUAAUUAUUACCAGCUGGACAGAGUUUUGAAUUGCAAAACAGACAUGUAUUUCUAUGAGAAAGUUUUGCUUUAAAUUAUGCACAGGUGAGACUGUACUGUAAUGUUUUAGUCGCAUUUUUUGAAUAAUUUAUUUUGAUGAUGUUUCCUAUUGAGACUGACCGCCCAGCACCACAGGUUGUUUACGAAACCAAAGCCAUAUGUAAAUGAUCUGACGCACAAUUUUAUUUCUA